This is a messenger RNA of Cololabis saira (Pacific saury), 3205 nucleotides long. RefSeq names its product stonin-1. The coding region runs from base 182 to 2305 and encodes 707 amino acids. The transcript is spliced from 4 exons. Gene Ontology annotation, biological process: clathrin-dependent endocytosis; synaptic vesicle endocytosis; regulation of endocytosis. Gene Ontology annotation, molecular function: clathrin-cargo adaptor activity. The record is from RefSeq and is a predicted model, not a curated record. Gene Ontology annotation, cellular component: synaptic vesicle; AP-2 adaptor complex. Lineage: Eukaryota; Metazoa; Chordata; Actinopteri; Beloniformes; Belonidae.
GAGGGGACGCGCUGCACCGUGAAAACUCCCAGGAUUUACACUCUGCCAUUUUGAUCAAAAACGCGGCCGACAUCGGAGUUCAGACGUGUCCAUCAUCCAGGAGUCAUGACUCAAACUUAAAGACUUACCACAGCGAAAUCUGCCUCUGAAUUGAAGUUCAUUUGUUGUGAACUCCAGCGCCAUGUGUUCCACGAAACAGUCAAACUGGGUCACAUUUGAUGACGACAGCGGGCCGCUGUCGCAGCCUCCCAAGCCUCAGCAGUCCCCAGCUCUUAUCAAUGCAUCGUUACCACGUCCCAAUGGUCUGAAGUUGGCACUUCCUCCAAUCAAAGAUACUUCCUGGAGCUUCAAUAAUUCCCUGGAAUCUCCUCGAAGCCGCUCAAGUCUUGGUGGAAAAUCUUCAUGUAACACGCCCGUUUGCACUCCUGUGAGUCGAGCUGCUAGCAGUGCUUCCCAAUUUCACUCAAAAUCCAGGGAAAAAAACAUCUUCCGGAGUUUCUCCAGCCCAUCAGGCACAUCUGUUUCCUCUCUUGCAACAGAACCCCAGAAUCACGCUGCUGACGAACCAAACCCCUUCCCUUCUUUCCAGGGGAACUCGGGACACUAUAACCCGUUCUGGAACGACUCUGGACUCAGUGCAGAUGCCGGCAGCUCCUCCUCAGACUCAGACACGGACAACAGCCUACCACGUUUCUUUAUUCGCACCAAAGACGGCAGCGAGCCUCCACGGGACCACCUCCAGAACUCUUUCUCCGAUGUUUGCCACAACUUUGAAGAUCUACAAGUAGGGACUGAUCAGAAACCAGAGGCACAAAAGGAUGGGGAUGGGGAGAGACGCCUUAGCUGCAAAACGGAGGUGUUACGUGAUGAUUCAUCUCAGUUCGGUCCUCGAGGCCUGUUUCGUAGCCAAAAGAGAGACGGCUGGUCUGUUAUGCUUAGGAUUCCGGAGAAAAAGAACCGCAUGUCCUCUCGACAGUGGGGGCCCAUCUAUGUCCGCUUGUUAUCGGGAGGCGUGCUGCAGUUGUUCUACGAGAAGGGCCUGGAGAAGCCUUUCAAAGAGUUCCAGCUUCUCCCUCAGUGUAGGCUCUCGGACCUCAGGGUGGAAAGCCACGGCGAGCCCCGGAAAGUCCUCACAGUCAGAGUGGAACAUUUUUCCUACACUGAAAAGAAACGCUAUCACCCAAAGUUAGAGGUCAGUCAUGAGCCGGAGGUAGAGCAGCUGCUCAAGUUUGGCUCCACGGCGCAUGACGAGAUGGAGGACCUGGUCGUCUCCAUGGAGGAGGAGAUCUUUAAACUCGGUGUGUCGCACCAGCAGAGGCGACACCACGAGGAGCAGGAGCUGUCGUUGCAGAUCACCGAUCACAUUUGGAUACAACUGAACAAGUCGGGGGAAGUCAUUGAGCGGACGGCCUUCACCCAGAUGCACUGUCUUGCUUUCCUGAACGGACAAGGAGACUGUUUUCUUGCCCUCAACGAUCUCGGGUUGCUGCAGUGUGACUCCAGCUACGGGCCCGAGGAGGGCGGAGAACCUUGGAUGGAGAUCGCCGACUGCCAUUUCCAUAAGUGUGUGAACGAGGCAGAGUUUCAGAGGUCCCGGCUCCUUAAGUUCACACCUCCCGAUGCUUGCAGGGUGGAGCUGAUGCGCUACAAAACGACAGUUCUGGGCUGCACAGACACUCCCUUCUCAAUUAAAGCUGUGGUUACGGUUCAGGGGGCCUACGUGGAGCUCCAGGUUUUCCUCAACAUGUCCGCAACCUUUCUUGCUUCUCUCCGAGGGUCUGACGUUCACUUCCCUCUGUGUGAGAACGUAGUGAUCCGUGUGCCGAUCCCUGGCGAAUGGGUGAAAGUGACCCAGACAGUGGCGUUACUGCGGCAGAGGUCGCUGAAGGCCCGGAUGAACAGAAACGCUUGCCUGGGGUCCGUCACCGCUGCAGACUCUCAGCCGGUAAUGCAAGUGUCGAUCGGCUCUGUCAAGUACGAAAAUGUUUAUUCAGCCGUUGUGUGGAGGAUCGACAGACUGCCUGCCAAGAAUACAGCGGUGGAUCAUCCCCAUUCCUUUUCUUGCAAACUGGAGCUGGGAUCUGAUCAGGAGAUCCCCAAAGACUGGUACCCUUUUGUCACGAUGGAAUGUGAAAUCAUGGGUGCAGUUGUGUCGCAGACAAAGGUUAAGUCUCUCGGCACUGUGAACGACAUCCAGCCGCAGAAGCAUGUGACCAGCUGGACCCGCUACCACUUUCAGGUGGAAGUGGAGAAGAAGUGGAUUGAGACAGAGUCACAGAAACAGUCUGGUUGUAUGACACAGUGACAGUUAAGGGAGCUCUGAAGAGAACAUUAUCCAUUUCAUUCAAAAUAGUUUCCGAGAUAGAGAUCUUCAUUACGGUGAAAAGGGAUGCCAAAAAUGAGAAUGUUGAGGGACUUGUUUUUUUUUUUUUUUUUUUUUUUUUAUAUCAGUCUCAAAAUAAUCUAAUUACACAUAACCUGGGGUACUUAUCAUGGUGGUUAACACAUCUUGUAUCAUGAAACUAAAUAUUUCUAGAUCUAAUCAACAGUUUAACAGUCUUUUUGCCUAGCACUUUACAUUUAAUAGAUUUGUUGUAAGAUUUCAGUUUAUACUACUGUGUGUGUGUGUGUGCGCGCGAGUGUGUGUGUGUGUGUGUGUAUGUGUAUGUAUAUAUAUACUGUAUAUACAUAUGCUUGUAUUUGCAUCAUGUGCACUGUCCUCUAGAACGACCGUGAUUUAGUGAUGACAAGAUGAGCUCAUGACUAGCUGAAGUUUGAGGGUGGGGUCAGACUGAAGUUUCCAUUCUUGACUGAUUUUUCUGGCAAGUUUUUAUUGCUGUUUUUCAGGAAAACAUGCAUUCCGUGUAUCAGUAAGUCUUACAAAAUGAUCUGCAAGAAGAUGCAUUUACAAAGUAAAGCAGCUGUUGCAAUUUUCAAAUGAGCUUAACUGUAACAGCUCUUAAAUUCUCUGCAGCUUUACAUAAAAUGACUGAAAUUUGCUCCUCAACACUUGCAAAGUGAGAUUACUUUUAUUUACCUUUUUUUUCUUUUUUCUUAUCUUCAGCAUACCUUUUUGUCUUUAGAUCAAUGGAAGUAAUUUGGAGGACUGUAAUUUUAUUUAAAUCAAAUCUUUAUGAUGAGAUCUAUCUGCUUAUGGGUUGUAAGUAGGGUUGGAAUAAAAAAACAUAAAAAUAAAAAAUGGUGU